Molecule: messenger RNA, 723 nt
Organism: Ilex paraguariensis (yerba mate)
Lineage: Eukaryota; Viridiplantae; Streptophyta; Magnoliopsida; Aquifoliales; Aquifoliaceae
Source: the annotation of a GenBank genome assembly
AUGGAAUCGUGGGACCCUCAGAAGAUGCUUGACCUUUACAUUCUUGAUUACAUGAAGAGAAACAACAUGCACGAAACUGCUGAGAUUUUCGCCAAUGAGGCUGGUGUUCCUCCAAAUCCAGCUGUGCUUAGUUCUCCUGAAGGUUUUUUGACUGAAUGGUGGUCAGUAUUCUGGGAGGUAUAUUCCUCUAGGCUACCAAGCCAUCAAGAGGCUGGGGAAGAAUCCUCUGUUAAGGCUUCUCAAAUGAUGGGGGACGAGCUACAAAAUGUCUUUCCUAUGAUGAUAAGCCCAGGAAUGAAUCAGCAGAGGGCUGGACAGAUUCCUAAUGAGCUACAAAAUAUCUUUCCUAUGAUGACAAGCCCAGGACUGAAUCAGCAGAGGGCUGGACAGAUUCCUAAUGAGCUACAAAAUGUCUUUCCUAUGAUGACAAGCCCAGGAAUGAAUCAGCAGAGGGCUGGACAGAUUCCUAUUGACUUGCAUUCAAAUUUACGGCUUCUUGAUGUUGACAACUUGACAAUGACCGAGGCAUCUUCAAGCAAUGCUAGCAACCCACAACAGCAAAUCCUGCAGAAGGCUGAGCAGCAGGUGGCUAGAGGCAAUAUACAUGGUGUUUGUUUGGGGAAAUCUUUCCCUAUGGACUCAACCAUCUAUGGAGUACCAAAGGCUAUAGCUCCAACAACAGAACUUCCUGAUGCAGGCUCUUCAACCAACUCCAGCUCCUGA